Molecule: messenger RNA, 708 nt
Organism: Exserohilum turcica Et28A
Lineage: Eukaryota; Fungi; Ascomycota; Dothideomycetes; Pleosporales; Pleosporaceae
Exons: 2
Coding region: 303-593 (96 amino acids)
Source: RefSeq, a predicted model, not a curated record
CUCCGCGGAUCAAUGAUGCAGCUGCUGUGAGAAGACGUGGAAGCUCCAGCCAAACACGUCAGCCAGCGUUCUCGUCAAGGUCUUUAUGAGCAGAUGGAUGCUCGCGAAAGUCAGUCGGCCACUUGAUCCUCCAACCUCUUCACCAACAAGACUCUAAAGUAGUGGCGUGGACAGCACAGCUGCCUCAGCGCACGAAACCAAAGCCAGGCUUUCCUUCCAAGUCGCUACCCCUACCUCCAGUCCUGUGUCUCACAGCGCCUUUUUCACCCAUACCAGAACCUGAACGCGAGCCUGAAUUCAAAAUGGCAGACGCUGCGAAAGACCUCACGGGCACUGACGGCAACGCAACCGGCGGCCGCGGCCUUCCCGACGUGGGCGAAACCAUGGGCUCUGUAACCAACCCCGGUGGCAAGAAGGGCAAAAAUGGAAAAGGCAAGGGCAAUACCGACGAGGAAGACGACGACGUGGGCUUUGGUCUUGAGAACGGCAAGGAUGUCAAGGGAAGCCUGAAGAUACACAUCAAGCUGGACUUGGAGGCUGACAUUCGGAUUAUCGCGAGGGUCAAGGGCGACAUUGCGAUUGGGAUCCUGUAGGCUGUUCAGCUAAUAAUGUUUCCAUGUUUUCUUUUUGCUGGUUUGUGGCUGCGUUGCCUCGGAGAGUUUCGAGCGUGCCAAGCUGGGACAUGGAGGAGGCUUGAAUGAAUACGAA